Lontra canadensis (Northern American river otter) is the source of this 4145-nucleotide messenger RNA. It is a transcript of the gene MTF2, whose product is annotated as metal response element binding transcription factor 2. Bases 287 to 2068 code for a protein of 593 amino acids. NCBI's taxonomy places the organism in Eukaryota, Metazoa, Chordata, Mammalia, Carnivora, Mustelidae. The record is from RefSeq and is a predicted model, not a curated record. Gene Ontology annotation, cellular component: nucleus. Gene Ontology annotation, biological process: regulation of DNA-templated transcription; chromatin organization. Gene Ontology annotation, molecular function: chromatin binding; DNA binding. The transcript has 15 exons.
AUUCGGCACCGGAGUCGCUCCGCGCUCCCAGAAUGCACCGGCGGUCCGCGGGAAACCAAAAUGGCGAAGGGCUGUAAAGAAGUGGGCUGUGUUUGAGGCCGGUGUAAGAAGGCUCACUCUACUCUCAACCCUCGUCCCCAGGACCUCGGUUUGCGCGUGUGCAUGUGCGGGGUGCCCGGUGGGGCGGGUGCGCAGUAAGUGCUUGGACUCGCAGGGGAAGCGCCCAAGGGGACGUGAUUGGUUGUUUUUUCCUGUAUGAAGCGGUUGGCACCACUGAAGUGACCGAAUGAGAGACUCUACAGGGGCAGGUAAUUCACUGGUCCACAAGCGGUCUCCUUUACGUCGAAACCAAAAGACCCCAACAUCCUUGACCAAGCUGUCUUUACAGGAUGGACAUAAAGUCAAAAAGCCAGCAUGUAAAUUUGAAGAGGGUCAGGAUGUCCUAGCUAGAUGGUCAGAUGGCUUGUUUUAUCUUGGAACUAUCAAAAAGAUAAACAUAUUGAAACAGAGCUGCUUCAUCAUAUUUGAAGACAGUUCUAAAUCCUGGGUUCUCUGGAAGGACAUUCAAACAGGAGCCACUGGAAGUGGGGAAAUGGUCUGUACAAUAUGUCAAGAAGAGUAUUCAGAAGCUCCCAAUGAAAUGGUUAUAUGUGAUAAGUGUGGCCAAGGAUAUCAUCAGUUGUGUCACACACCUCAUAUUGAUUCCAGUGUGAUUGAUUCAGAUGAAAAAUGGCUCUGUCGACAGUGUGUUUUUGCAACAACAACAAAGAGGGGUGGUGCGCUUAAGAAAGGACCAAAUGCCAAAGCAUUGCAAGUCAUGAAGCAGACAUUGCCCUAUAGUGUGGCAGACCUUGAAUGGGAUGCAGGUCAUAAAACCAAUGUCCAGCAAUGUUAUUGCUAUUGUGGAGGCCCUGGAGACUGGUAUUUAAAGAUGUUACAAUGCUGCAAAUGUAAGCAGUGGUUUCAUGAGGCUUGUGUGCAAUGCCUGCAAAAGCCAAUGCUAUUUGGAGAUAGGUUUUAUACAUUUAUUUGCUCUGUCUGCAGUUCUGGACCAGAAUACCUCAAACGUCUACCAUUACAGUGGGUAGAUAUAGCACACCUAUGCCUUUACAACCUAAGUGUUAUUCACAAGAAGAAAUACUUUGAUUCUGAACUUGAGCUUAUGACAUACAUUAAUGAAAACUGGGAUAGAUUGCAUCCUGGAGAGCUGGCAGACACACCAAAAUCUGAAAGAUAUGAGCAUGUUCUGGAGGCAUUAAAUGAUUACAAGACCAUGUUUAUGUCUGGGAAAGAAAUAAAGAAGAAGAAGCAUUUGUUUGGGUUGCGAAUUCGUGUUCCUCCUGUGCCACCAAAUGUGGCUUUCAAAGCAGAGAAAGAACCUGAAGGAACAUCCCAUGAAUUUAAAAUUAAAGGCAGAAAGGCAUCCAAACCUAUAUCUGAUUCAAGGGAAGUAAGCAAUGGCAUAGAAAAAAAAGGAAAGAAAAAAUCUGUAGGUCGUCCACCUGGUCCAUAUACAAGAAAAAUGAUUCAGAAAACUGCUGAGCCACCUUUGGAUAAGGAAUCAAUUUCAGAGAAUCCUACCUUGGAUUUACCUUCUCCUAUAGGGAGAACUGAGGGAACUGCACAUACAUCCAAUACCUCAGAUGUGGAUUUCACGGGUGCUUCCAGUGCAAAAGAAACUACCUCGUCUAGCAUUUCCAGGCAUUAUGGAUUAUCUGACUCCAGAAAAAGAACUCGUACAGGAAGAUCUUGGCCUGCUGCAAUACCACAUUUACGGAGGAGAAGGGGUCGUCUUCCAAGAAGAGCACUCCAGACUCAGAACUCAGAAAUUGUAAAAGAUGAUGAAGGCAAAGAAGAUUAUCAAUUUGAUGAACUCAACACAGAGAUUUUGAAUAACUUAGCAGAUCAGGAGUUGCAACUCAAUCAUCUAAAAAACUCCAUUACCAGUUAUUUUGGUGCUGCAGGUAGAAUAGCAUGUGGUGAAAAAUACCGAGUAUUGGCUCGUCGGGUGACACUUGAUGGAAAGGUGCAGUAUCUUGUGGAAUGGGAAGGAGCAACUGCAUCCUGACUGUAGGACUGAACAUUAUGUUCACUGCACUCUCAUUUUCUGUAGGUACAGUUCAAAGCCCUAAAGGAUAAAGGAGUCUGGCUUUUACUAUCUUUCUUAAAAAAAAAAAAAAAAAAAGUCAAAAAAAUUCACAAAAGGAGAUGAUACUAGCCUUAACAUGUACCUGUCAAUGUUAUGGAUAUUGUCAUAAAAAGAUAUCUUUUAAAAAUCAGAACAGAGACUUAAUUUUUUAAAUCUUAAGAUUUGUAGAAUGUUUCUAGGAUAGGAUAUUAAAAAUGAUUCAAAUCCAUGCAUGGUGUUAGAUAAUUUUUCUAAUUAUUCCAUUGAGUCAGUUUUUGUGAUUAGUGGUUAUCAGAUCAAACAGAUCAUGUAGAUAGAUAGCACAAGUAUUUGGAGAAACGUUGUCUGUUUUGUUGCCAAAAUGUUGGAAAAAAUUUAUUUCAAUACCUUUCAGAUUUCAUAAAGUGCAGUGUAUAUAAUGCCUACUAAAAGACUGUAAAAUAUUGAAAUUUUCUUUCAAGCAAAGUGUAAAAAAUAUAUUGAGCCUGUAAAUUGCUCUGUGACUAGACUUCAUUGUCGUCUUAAUAUAUUCUUUGCAUGUGCAUAUAUAUACACAGGUGUGUAUAUAUAUGUGUGUGAUUAUGUGACCUAUGCAAUACAAAUUAUGGGAAUGGGCAGCUUUGGAGUAUAUAUCCCAUAAUUCUUUUUUCAGGAAUAGUUGCAGUAUUUACACAGCAGCAUUUCUUCUCAGGCUUUUAUUGGGUGCUGUUGCUUGCUAUGUAUGAAGAGAAAUGUGUCAGACAAGUUUAAAGUUUAGUGUGUUCUGAAGAAGGGUGUGAACAACAGUGUUCAUGGGCUUUUAGAAUGCUUUUCACUUUCAGUCCUUGUAACUCAGCUGUUCAGUACCUAAAACCAAUUCAAAUAAUAUGAACAUUAUCUCCUACUAGAAGUAACGUAUUCAAGUUUUCAUGGCACAUUUGAUUGUAAAUGUCUCUCAGUUUUAACAGUAAGUCUGUAGGAGUCCCGUGAAGAUUCCUGAAAUGUCUGUAGUAACUGUUAGUCUUGUUGAAUAAGUGUAGUAUGAACAAAGUAUUUUAUUGCACAGGGUUAACAAACAGUAUGGUGCCUGACAAGGCUACUACUGUUUUAUUACAACAUUACCUCUUGUUUUUAUAAAAUGUACCAAGAUUUAAAUUGAUAACUUUAUUUUACAUGUAAAAAACCAGUUUUUUUAUCACCAGUGUUAGAGUUGUCUUCUGUUUCUUUUUGUUUUGUUUUGUUUGUUUGUUUUCUUUUUUAGCCAAAGAGUAAACAGAAGAAUAUUCUUAUUUUGGUGGCUAUUCAUUUUACUCUUAAAAGUGAUUGGUGGAUUUUGCCUAAAAAUUGGGGAAUUUGCCGCCAAAAUGAAAAAUAUGUAAAGUGUAGUGGUUACAGAGCGGUAAAAAUGUGGGUUAGUACUUAUUUAUUCCAUUGAUUGAUUAUUUGACUGUUUAUAAAGAAAGUUGCUUUAUUUCUUUAAACAUCUUCAAAAGAUGACCUUUCCUUGUCACAUUAUAGCCAAAAGAAGCAGAGAACUUCGUUGUCCUGCAUUUGGUUCCUGGUUGGCCAGGUAUAAAUGAGCUUUACAAAAGUGCAAAUUAAAAACUGUCACUUCUGUUUACCUCCACCAAAACUUGAUUUUCCCCUAGCUAUUAAUUUAAAGUUGCCUUUCCUGCAGCUGCAAUAUUUUGAAUAACACACAGAGUUUGUGUUGAUUUUGAAUGUUUGUUUAUAUCUAGGGGUAAUGGAAAAUGUAAAUCCCGUGUAACCUUAUUCACUCCACCUGUAUCAUAUUAUUUCAUUUUCCCCAAAGUCCUUUAAUUCUAACUGAACACCAGCAGUAUUUUAGUAACUCUUUCUUUAGUAUACCUGGAAGAUGAUUUAUUAAGCUGAACUGUCUUUAGACGUAAUUAUUGUGAAUGUCUGUUUUAUUUUAUCAUGGUGGUUCCACAUGGCUCUGAUGUUCAGUUUGUAUUUUUGGAAUUGCUUUACUUAGAAUUAAAACAGACCAACAUUAAAUGUGUGUAUUUUUUAAAGA